Salvia splendens (bonfire salvia) is the source of this 1771-nucleotide messenger RNA. RefSeq lists its product as uncharacterized. Gene Ontology annotation, cellular component: membrane. The record is from RefSeq and is a predicted model, not a curated record. The transcript has 5 exons. Gene Ontology annotation, molecular function: metalloendopeptidase activity. NCBI's taxonomy places the organism in Eukaryota, Viridiplantae, Streptophyta, Magnoliopsida, Lamiales, Lamiaceae. The coding region runs from base 541 to 1410 and encodes 289 amino acids. Gene Ontology annotation, biological process: CAAX-box protein processing.
CGUCUCGAUUACUCUGUUCUUUCAAUCUCGCUGGCAGCAGCCAUUGCCGUCCAAGCCCAAGGUGAGGGAGCAGCGGUAGGGAGCACCUUGUUUAGGAUUACGUCACGUCGCCUUAUUCAUAAAUUUUGGAAUUCUAAUUAGUUAAGCCCAACUAUACUCAUUGUAUCUUACUAGUUUAAUUUGUUUAUUAAUCAAUGUUUGAGUAAUGUGAUUGAUCUACAUCACAUUUUUUUUGUAGAUUAAUAAUGAUCCACAACUUGCAAUCAACUGUACCUUCACUUUGCAUUUUCCUAUUACACUAUGAUAAUAUAUGAUUACCAUUACAUUACACAAAUAUUUUAAAAAUUUAUUCCCCACUUUAAAACGAUAUUUAAUAAUCCUAGUUCUUAUAAAGUGAAAUAAAAUAGAAGAAACAAUAAAGUAAAAAUAUACUACUAGUAUUAUUACUCCAAUCAUAAAAUUUUGUUUUGUGGGUACUUUCUUUACAAGUAUUUCCCUCUUAAAGUAGAAUCUAAUCCAAAUAAAUAACGGCGCUCGAAGAUGAACACAGCUCUGCUGUGUCAAUUUCCGGCAAAUUUAUUCACGGAUUACGGCAAUAGGUUGCUGAAAUGCAAUUCUUUCGGUAAAAGGGUUUCUUUCAUCCGUCGCUGCAUAAAAAAUGAGACAAAAUCACAACCCCAUCAGGGCUUCUCAGUUCUCGCAACAGAUCCUCACCCUCAGCUUGAUAUUGGAAGUAUAUGGAGCUCUAUGGGUUUUUAUGUGUUCAGCAUUCACGUCCCGUUGAGUUUUGGCGGUCUUUCUGCUGCUGCAAAGAUAUUGCAUCAACCCGUCCUCGAUCCACAGACCGAGGCAUUCUUCAUCUUCGCAAUCCAAACCUUAGAGCUUAGCAUUGUUCUGCUGCUGCUAAAGUGCCCCGGUAAGCCUCAGUAUGACCUUAAAGAUUUCUUUCGUGCCAAUAAGUCUUCAAAACAACGAAGCUGGCUGCUGGCAUCGGUGCUCGGGUUUGGAGUCCUUCUGUCAUUGGUCUUUAUCACUUCGUAUUUUGCUGAGAGAUUGAUUGGACCCAAGGAUGUGAACAAUCCAUUCCUCAAGGAUAUUCUCACCGGCAGCUGGAGUUCUGCAACCGCCUGCGUUCUUGUCUACUCCAUCAUCACUCCGUUGCUGGAAGAAGUCGUGUACAGAGGUUUUCUCUUGACAUCUCUUGCCUCCACAAUGAACUGGCAGCUAGCGGUUGCAAUCAGUUCCGUUGUUUUCAGUGCAUCCCACUUCUCGGGCGAGAACUUCUUGCAACUCCUCAUUGUUGGAUUCGUGUUCGGAUGCUCUUACUGUUGGACCGGGAACUUGAGUUCAUCGAUAUGCAUACAUUCUCUGUACAACGCCCUGAUAAUGUAUCUAACAUUUAUAUCAUGAACAAGAGAAAAUGGGAAGCGUCGAGAGGCAGGUGAAGGCAAGAACUAGGGAGAUCAAAGGCCCUCUUCAACAAGGGUUUCAAAUUUGUUAAACAUUCUUGCAAGAAGGGAUGACACAAGGUCAAGCGCAUUACAAAAUAGUAGUGAUUUUUUUUUCAAUUAGAAGUCAUAGGGUGUUUUUUUUUUCUCUUCCUUGUGUGCAUAUUUACUCUAUUUGAUUGGCUAUUGUUUCUCUUUCGUGUUCUUUUUUGUUUUAAUUUUAUUUAAGAGUUAUUGUAAUAUAAUCUUGUAUGUUUAUAUCAAUUUGGAGUAUCAAACCAUCAUUUUUAUCUUAAUUUUCAUGGAUCAAGUUGCAUGUACUA